AUUCAUCAAUUUCAAACGUGCGAAUCUCAGCACUCUUCAUUACUACUUUCUCACUAGUAGGAUGCACCGUGUGUCAUCUCUUAAGUUUUGCCUGCUUCUAGUAUUAUGCGAGUGAACCGCCUUCGUUUAUGCGUGUGAGUUAAUUUAUCUCUAUUCGUAUCGAAAAAUCAGAGUGCUCCAUAUAUACAGUACUUCAUAUAUAUGGCAACACCUCGUAUAUACAAGCUUGGUAGUGGAAGAAUUUUUUAAUCUUUAAAAUUGGACUUAAAAUUAGUACGACUACUUCCAACGUUACUCUAAUUGCCCAUUUUGGCAUUCUGAAUAUCUGUACCGCCUGGGUUGAACUACCCUAAAACACAAAUCCGUAUGACAGUGACAGAAGAGAAUGCAACGGAACGAAAAACACAGUUCCAAGAGCUCUAUCAUUCAAAAAACUAGGAAUUCAAGCUUCUCAGAACAAAGAUUUGCUUUUCAAAUAGUCUAAUGAGCUCUUUUUUGAUUGUCAUGUUUUUCAGUCAUAGUAAAAAUUUAUAUUACGGUAAUUGUUUUGUUGAGAGUGAUGAUUCGGGCUUGUUCUAGGUUAAUUUAUUCGAAGGAGAAAGUGAGACAUGUCAGGACCUACUGCUUCCUGAUAUUUUUUUCUCAUUCUUAUAACUUGAUAGUACACAAAUCAAAAACCUUUGAAAAAUAUCACCAGUAAUUUUUUUUAAGUAACUCGCACAGCCUUGAGGCUUUUUAAAUUUGCUAAUUUAAAAUUUUUGAAACAUAUCAUUUCAAAUUCAUUAAAUUUUGAGGAAUUGCUUGAUAGUUCUGAUGAAAUAAAGAAAUUUUUUCAGAAAAAAUCAAUUAUUGAAAAGUUAUUCCAUUUUUCCUGAGAUUUUUUUUAUUAUAAGUAGGCCUUUACAAAUAGAAAAUCUUUUAAAAAUACCACCAUUAAAAAGUUUUUCCAGCCUGUUGCACAGCCUUUCCUAACCAGCACGAAGCAACUUUCAAAAUUUUACGUGAUAACAGAGUCGGCUCAAGUGGUCAUCCUAUCACUCUUAUCUCUUAUACUAUCUACUUAACUCUUAUCUUAAUUAUACGAUAAGCGAUAAGAUAACAGUACGAUCACAACAAAGUCAACCGCUUCCCUAAACUAGACUUUGAAAGAGUAAGACAAGCUUCUCCUACAUAAAAUUUAUUCAGCGAUUUUAGCAUUCAAUCCUACCUCGGAGUAAAGAAAUAUAAAUGGAGAGUGUUUUCUUCUUCUGUAAUCGUACAUUCUCCAAUUCUUCAAUAAGUUAUGUGACGUCUUAUUUUCAGGGAAAUUGUCCAAGCAUGUUUCCCAUCAUACCUCAGACUUAUACCAGCAAGUCACUGCCUCCAUUGGGUCAGCCCUACUCAAGUGGUGUUUUCAUAGAUAUCUGCACCACUAAAGAAAGUGCACCACUGAAGAGAGAGAUGGAAGCAGUCGGUGUCGGAAUAAUAGCAUCGCAAGAUAUCCCAUCAGGAUCGGCGACAAAGGAAUAGAGCUCUCUCAAAUCAUGAGGAACUGUGGAGGCGAUGAUAAUCAGAAUAAGACAACCACCACAGUAUCUCUGCACAAGGAUGGUCACUUGCGACAGGAUACCGAAGAUAAAGAUUGUUACAAAUGGAUUCAAAGCAUGGCAUUGGCUGAUGAUUGUCAAAGCUACAAUGUUCAGCUCAGAAAAUGUUGUGGGAGUGAAAGUGUGAGGCUCGUUGUCACCCAGCCGCUCAAAAAAGGAGAGAAACUGUUGAUGUGGUUCUCAGAUGAAAUUCUGUCCUUAUUGAUGAUGCCAUUCCUCACUCCAGUUAACAUUCAAGGCGAGAAAAACUACCGAUGCCAUCUCUGCAGGAAGACAUUUGAAUAUCCCAACCCUUUGAAAAUCCAUAUCAUGCUGGGAUGUUUCUCCAAUGGAAAUGGCCUAUGGAGGAGACUCAGUGACGCCUUGAAAUCUGAUCCUUCAAAACUAGAAGGCACACCUGAAACUGGCCCAAAAACUCCUAAAAUUGGCCCCACUUUCAAAUUCAGUUUGAAACCAACAUCACCAGCUUCCACUGUUACCUCAAAUCGACUAAAAGAAUGUUUAGCGAAGAGGGCUUUGGUGAAAGGAUUGAAGUCACCCUCACCAAGUUUAACCACUACCUCCAAUCCUUCCCCUGAUCAUUGUUCCCAAGAGCGACUGAAUGAAGUUAGGCCAUCCUCUGAACCUUUGAGACAUUCUGCUUUCAAACCUUAUCUAAAUAGCAUUUCCAGCAACCAACAACCAAUAAAUCAGGAGCAAAAAUGGCACACAGAUGCCCUAAGAUUGGGCCCUACCUUAUCAUCCAGUGAUGUUUUCUUCACUCAUGCUUUCCCGCUCUUUCCCCCUCCCACCAACUCUCAAGUCACGUGUUCCUCGUUGCCAAACAUGGCGGAUAUGAAGGAAAGCAGUAAAAUGCUGAUUCAGCAAGCGGUCGACAUGGAAACGUUGGUCAGUAGCCUUGGGAGGUCGAAGCAGGGUCACCUCUGCAUCUAUUGUGGCAAGGUCUACUCCAGGAAAUACGGGCUGAAGAUUCAUAUAAGGACCCACACCGGAUUCAAGCCUCUCAAGUGCAAAUACUGUUCAAGGCCGUUUGGUGACCCAAGUAAUCUCAAUAAACAUGUGCGACUGCAUGCCGAAGGAGAAACUAAGUACAAGUGUGAUCAAUGCGGCAAAGUAUUGGUAAGGAGAAGAGACUUGGAGAGGCACAUGAAAUCCAGACAUCAACUAGACUGUGAUGAGCUUGAAGAUCUCAGGAUAUCGCAAGACGUCAACUGUUGAGUGUUUGAAGAGAAUCGUGAUUGAAUGAAUUGAAAUAAUACCUACUUCGACUAUGAAGUUGCAAUGAUAUCAUCCGAUUUCUAGUCGUAUUCAUAAGGGUGAUGAAUAUAAUAGCAGAUAAAAAUACUGUAUAUCUUGUAAACCUAAUGGAUAAAUAAAUGGAUAUUAUAAGUAAAUCUCGAUGUCUUAAUUGCUUGAAGAUUAAAAUGUGAUAUAACAGUGAAAGACUUAACUCAUACGGCUUCAUAAUUUUGUAAAAUAAUAUUAUUCAUAUAGACUAGAGGAUUCUAACUUUAAUUGUAUACGGUACCUACUAUUUUGCAACUAUAUUGUAUUAUAACAUAUUGUAAUUUUGUUCUUGCUAAGAGAAAAAUGAUGAUAGAUCAUAUUUUUAUAAUUUAUGCCAAUGCUCAUUGUAAAGAAAGUUGAAUAGAAUUUUUGAAUAUUAAAAAGAAUUAUCAUAAUUAUAUCAUACUAAUAAAAAUUAUUUUUGAAAA
Molecule: messenger RNA, 3301 nt
Organism: Nilaparvata lugens (brown planthopper)
Lineage: Eukaryota; Metazoa; Arthropoda; Insecta; Hemiptera; Delphacidae
Gene: Prdm13
Product: MDS1 and EVI1 complex locus protein EVI1-B
Exons: 5
Coding region: 1524-2804 (426 amino acids)
Cellular component (GO): nucleus
Source: RefSeq, a predicted model, not a curated record